GGAACGGGCGCGGGAACCGGGAUCGCGAUGGACCCGGACCCUGAUCCCGGCCCCGACACGGGCCCGGUGACGGGCUCAGGCCCCGGCCUGGCCCCGGUCACGGACCCGGUCACGGACCCGGUCACGGACCCCGACGUGCAGCCGCUGCCCCGGGGCGGGUUCCGCUGCCGCCUGUGCCAGAUCACCGCGGCCAACCGCCCGAGCCUCGUGUCCCACCUGUCCGGGAAGCGGCACCGGCGGCUCCGGUCGCUCCGGGCCGAGCGCCGGGAGCAGGAGCUGCGGAGCCUCUUCGUGAGCGGCUUCGCCCGCGGCACCGACCCCGCCGAGCUGCGGCGGCACUUCGGGACCUUCGGGGCCGUCACGGGGGUCGUCAUGGACAAGGACAAGGGCGCCUUCGCCAUCGUGGAGCUGUCGGAGCCCUCGGAGCGGCAGCGGGCCCUGGAGCACCCCCGGCACUGCCUGGGGGGGCGGCGGCUCCGGGUCCGGCCCCGGGAGCACAAAACCUUCCCCCGGCCCCCCCCGCGGGCCCGCGGCCCCCCCGAGCCCCCCCAGGCCCGGGGGCUGCAGGAGGCGCUGGGCCAGGCCCCGGAC
Molecule: messenger RNA, 591 nt
Organism: Lepidothrix coronata (blue-crowned manakin)
Lineage: Eukaryota; Metazoa; Chordata; Aves; Passeriformes; Pipridae
Product: speckle targeted PIP5K1A-regulated poly(A) polymerase-like
Exons: 3
Molecular function (GO): RNA binding
Source: RefSeq, a predicted model, not a curated record